This is a messenger RNA of Alternaria arbusti, 549 nucleotides long. RefSeq lists its product as uncharacterized. The coding region runs from base 1 to 549 and encodes 182 amino acids. The transcript has a single exon. The record is from RefSeq and is a predicted model, not a curated record. NCBI's taxonomy places the organism in Eukaryota, Fungi, Ascomycota, Dothideomycetes, Pleosporales, Pleosporaceae.
AUGACUGGCGCUGCGCUGGCACGGUAUCCAACCGUUACAUCACGAUCUUCAGUAGCUGGAGCCACACCAGAUGACAACAUCCCAUCUGCUCAAGCCUUACACCAAGAUGUCUCGUCCAUGCUGCCUGCUCCCUCAACGGAAACACCUGGAUCGACCUCUCAGCUCAGCACCCCGGUUAAGGCGGGCAUCAUCGCUGCCUCGAUCGUCGUGUUCCUACUCGUGCUCCUACUGGUACUCGAGUACACCUAUCUACGCCGCAAGCGCCACGACCGCGCACUCCAACAAGCAAUCGACGAGGUAGAACGAGGGACUGAGCUGAAGAGGAUAACAGAGAGUGAAAGCAAAGAGAAAAUGGUUUUGGAGAGUAGGGUCGAGAUUGUUGAGGAUGAUGAAGGACAGGAUAGUGUGAGGGGUAGCUGGGAUGGUGAGGGUCCAUGGGAUACAGGUACACACGACGAAGAUGACCAUGGAGACUUGAGUGAAUGGGGAAGAGGGCGAAGGCGAGAUGUUGGGCGGAAUGGAAUGAGCCUUCCGCGAAGAGGACGUUAG